AUGUCCCUCUCCAAAGUCCAACUCACCCUCCAGCAAAAGCUGGACUUCCUCCCAGCGCUGGCCUCCAUCGGCCUAGCCGCUUUCUACGCCAUCCUGACCGGCCUCUGGCGCACCGAGCGCGAAGCCAAAACGCUCUUUCUGCAUGUCGGCUACGCCAUUUUCCGCAAGGUGACAGCACGGCUGUCGCCGUCGCAGAUGCAGUACGCCGUGCCCCCAUCCAACAAGGUAUACGAGCAGUACGCGAAGAAGGCAGGUGUGCCGGCGCAGACGGUCGAGCUGGGCCACGGUGCAUUGGGGCACUGGAUUGGCGACCGCAAUGCGAAGAACGUCAUCAUCUGGUACCACGGGGGCGGCUUCGGCUUGCCCGCCAACAUGGGCUACUUCAAAUUCUACGCCCAGCUCAUCCAAACCCUCGCGGCGUCAAACAAAUCCCUCGCCGUCUUCUCGCUGACCUACACCCUCGCCCCGCUCGCCACCUACCCAACCCAACUAAAACAAGCCGUCGCGGCUGCGCGAUACAUUCUACAAGACGGCCGGGACCCAGGCACCUCGGCGGCGUCCUUUCGCACCUCGCACACCCCCCACCCACAAAUCGAACCGCUCAAAAUCUCGGCGAACCUAGGCGGCGCCGCGAUGAUCGCCCCAUGGACAUUACUCGACACCGAGUUCCCGGACCAGGAAAUCUACCAUGGCGGAGACCUGAUCACACAGGCCGUUGCGCAGCCGUGGGCGAGCGCGUAUAUCGGGCGGGCUACGCGGGAUCAUUACACGGAUUUGUCGAGUGCGCCGGUGGAGUGGUAUAAGGAUUUCCCUGUGAAUAGGGUGUUGAUUACUGGCGGUGGGAAUGAGAUUCUGCUUCCUAUUAUCCAGGAUCUCGCGGGCAAGUUUAAGAAGGGGUUUGGCAAGGUUGAGCUUUUUGUUGGGCAUCGUGAGUGUCAUGUUGCGCCCAUUUAUAAUUUGUAUCUGGGUGAUUCUACGGAGACUCUGCAGGGGAAGAAGGUGAAGAGUUGGUUGACUGAGUUGGCGGAGUAG
Messenger RNA from Penicillium argentinense, 1032 nucleotides. RefSeq names its product lipase/thioesterase family protein. Lineage: Eukaryota; Fungi; Ascomycota; Eurotiomycetes; Eurotiales; Aspergillaceae. Bases 1 to 1032 code for a protein of 343 amino acids. Gene Ontology annotation, molecular function: hydrolase activity. The record is from RefSeq and is a predicted model, not a curated record. The transcript is spliced from 3 exons.